Xyrauchen texanus (razorback sucker) is the source of this 2840-nucleotide messenger RNA. Its product is annotated as zinc finger protein Pegasus. The record is from RefSeq and is a predicted model, not a curated record. Lineage: Eukaryota; Metazoa; Chordata; Actinopteri; Cypriniformes; Catostomidae. The coding region runs from base 352 to 1608 and encodes 418 amino acids. The transcript has 4 exons. Gene Ontology annotation, biological process: regulation of transcription by RNA polymerase II. Gene Ontology annotation, molecular function: RNA polymerase II cis-regulatory region sequence-specific DNA binding; DNA-binding transcription factor activity.
UGAACCUUCAACCCUGCGUUUUCUUUUGUUUUGAUAUCGCAGAGCAUCACUUGGGCCCAUCAAACCUCUACUUUCCCCUCUUCAUUUACAGGUGACACGGUCCUAAACGACGCACGGAGUAUGUUUCAAACCCGUUGGUCUCAGCCUCUCCAAUGUAUAGCUUUUUAGACGCGCUAACUCGCUGACGUUAGCUGUCAAGCAUAACCAUGGAGCUUUAUUUGAGCAGAACGUUCAUCUGAUUUCUCCCGAAAGAGCGGGUCGCCAGACAGUACAUCCAGCAACUGAGUGUGUGUUUUCAUUUCUCUGAGACAUUUGGAAAAGGCAGCAAAGGAGGACGGUGCAGAUCUUUCAAUGGGCGAAGAGAAGCCAGAGACGCUGGAUUUUGUAAAGGACUUUCAGGAGUACCUGAGUCAGCAGACCCAACAUGUCAACAUGAUAUCUGGAUCAGUCAUUGGAGUAAAGGAGAGUGGAGACCUCCAAGGAGAACUUGGUCAGAAUGGCCUGGAGCAUCCAGCAGUGGAGAUGUCCUUGGAUGAUAGUUCAGGUAUGUUGGUGGAUGGCUUUGAAAGAACAUAUGAUGGCAAACUCAAGUGCCGCUACUGCAACUAUGCCACCAGGGGUACCGCACGGUUGAUCGAGCACAUUCGCAUCCAUACAGGUGAAAAACCCCACAGAUGCCACUUGUGUCCUUUUGCCUCUGCAUAUGAGCGCCACCUGGAGGCGCACAUGCGCUCUCACACGGGCGAGAAGCCUUACAAAUGUGAGCUCUGCUCCUUCCGUUGCAGUGAUCGCAGUAACCUUUCUCAUCACCGUCGUCGUAGACACAAACUCCUGCCCAUGAAGGGUGCACGCUCCUCUCUCUCUCACAGAAAAAUGCUUAGUGUUCUGCAAAAGAGAGGAGGCUCUCUAGGUUAUGGCCGGCGGCUGCUCAUCAACCUCAGUCCACCGUCCAUGGUGUUGCAAAAGCCCAGCUCUGAGCAGCACCAGUUGGGUGACUUUGAUCAUGAUCUCCCUUCUCACGCCCACCUCCAUCAGGAAGCUUAUAAUGGUCUAGAGAAGGAUCCACAAACUAGUGGUGCAAUUGGAGGUGGCUCCAGGGAGGACCAGGACUUUGCAUUGGAUAACCCAUUGAACCAGCUUUCUACUUUGGCAGGUCAACUUGCAAGCAUCCCACCAGAAGCUCAGGGAGCCCCAGUAUCUCCUGGAGCAGAAUCUCUACCAGAUGAGAAACCCACAUUCCUUGUCCAGCAGCCUGUUACAGCACCCGCUGCCGUCUCUGUCAGUGCAGCCCAGGCUUCUUCACCCAUCACCCCUGAACCCAGACCAGCUGCACACAGUGGUUGCAGCCCAGGGGUGGGACCAUGCAGCGAGAGAACCAGCACUCCCAGCGGAACCAACAGCCAGCCAGGGACACCCAAUCCAAUACAGGAUCCCCAGAUGUUGCACCACUGCCCUCACUGUCACAUAUAUUUCCCUGACAACAUCCUCUACACCAUUCACAUGGGUUGCCAUGGUUACGAGAACCCUUUUCAGUGUAACAUAUGUGGACACAGAUGCAGAAACAGCUAUGACUUUGCCUGUCACUUUGCAAGAGGCCAUCAUAAAUAGUGACACAUGCAACCGGUUUGGUUGUUGCUUGCCUCUUCUUUGUCCCAUUAUAGAAUAAUGGAAUUCUGGUAUCUGGAACAUUCCAAAGACAAAAUUGGAUGACCCUGCUAUGUAUAUCUUAAGUUGUUUAAAAAUGUUUAUUUAACUUAUAUUGAUAUAUUGGGCUGAUAAGGUGAACCACAUUGGUAGUGAAAAUGUGGAUCUUUUUAAAGGGGUAGAAAUGUGGAAACUGAUUUUUAAUGGGUUAAAAGUUUUAUGUUUUAUUAGUACAAUUAUAAUUUUUUUACAUUUAAAAUUUACAUUGACAAAAGACAGUUAAUUUGAUGGCUACUCUUAUCCCUUUGUGUUUGUGUGUGUGUGUGUGUGUGUGUGUGUGUGUGUGUGUGUAUAUAUGUUUUAUAUAUAUAUAUUAGUAAAAAGAAAUUGCCAUAUUUAAUAAUUCUGCUCCUCUCAUAUCAUAAUUUAUUAUUAAAACAUUAUUACUUGCCUAUUGGUUAAGAGAGCUGCAUUAUUAACUUAAAUUGACAAUUGAAAAUUAAAUUGUAUGGCACAGGUAAGUUGGCUGUUUAUAGCAGUAAGAAGUAGUGUCCCAUGAGAUUGUUGUCCAAAUUCUUAAUUUUACUGCAGUGGCCCAGGAUCCUGUCCUUCUUUAAUACCAGAGCACAUGGCUGUAUACACUGGUUUCGUAAAGCAGUGUUGAUGACUGUGUUUGAGCAGUGUGAACACUGUUAAGUUUAAAAAGUCUGUUUUCUAUAUCUCUUUCAUUCUCUCUCCUGCAUUACUACCACCAGUGCCAUUCUUUAGAUGUUAUUCGUAAUGUUUUUGGAAAUGUCUGUGGUGCUACAAUUAAACUUUUCAUAUGCAUGUCUGCAUAAUGAACUAAAUUAACAGAUAAGUAUUGUAUAACAUGUUAUGGUGGAUUUGAUGUUGAAUGUCAAUAAACCUGAAUAAUUGCAAUGUGCACUUGCAAUAUUGUGCUUGUCAUUUCAUUUUCUAAACGAUAUAUAUUUACAGCAUUUUAUGUGUUCUGCAUUUUCUAGAUUGCUUGUAUUUGUCUCCAAGCGCAAUCCUGAUUUUUAGUUAAUAGAGCACGAGUGUAAGCCUUCAUAAAUGUUAAGAUGCUUAUUUUAACGGAAGAAGUGUCCUACUUUGAAUAUCUUCAAUAAGAGUUUAAUUUGGUCUACAUGAAGUAGCUUCCAAAUAAAGUACUAUUACAUACUCUACUAUUGUGA